Molecule: messenger RNA, 807 nt
Organism: Scleropages formosus (Asian bonytongue)
Lineage: Eukaryota; Metazoa; Chordata; Actinopteri; Osteoglossiformes; Osteoglossidae
Product: rab GTPase-activating protein 1-like
Exons: 5
Coding region: 1-705 (234 amino acids)
Source: RefSeq, a predicted model, not a curated record
AUGAUGGAAGAAGUGCCUAUCUCCGUGGCCUACGACGCCCAUGUCAUCAACCAGCUGCCGGAGGAGGACUUGCUCUCCUACCUGGUGGCCAACUCCAAGCUCACGGCAACGUACUAUUCCGCAGCGACUCACACGCAACCUUUCCCGCAGACGGCCUUUAGGAAAACGAAGAACUCUGGAAAGGGUCUUUUGUCAAAAAGGCGCAGCCAGGUGGAGAAAGAGGAUCUGCUCGACAGGUACAAGGUGGAGAACCGGCGUCUGCAUGAGGCCAGCAUCCGCCUGGAGCAGGAGAAUGAUGAUCUGGCCCAAAAAGUGGUCACCGGUAAAAUCACGCUCAGGAGCAGCCUGGACCAAGCGGAAGAUGAGGUGGACACGUUGAGCAGGGAGCUCCAGCGCACCAAAGAACAUCUGGUGCAGGUAGAAGAUGAGAAGAGGAAGCAGCAGGAAGAGACCACACAGCUGAAGCACAUAUUCAGAAGAGAGCUGGAAAAAGCUGAAUCGGAGCUGAAGAAGACGAACGCCAUCAUCGAUGAGUACAAGCAGGUAGAGCGCAGUCAUCAGCGGUCGCUCAACAGCAGUGUCCUGGCAGUCAAGUCCUGGGACAAGCCGGUCAGCGCCAAAUGUCCCGCAGAGAGUAACUUUUUACCGUACGGGGCACAACUUUACCUCCAGAUGGCUUGCAUUCUGGUUUUACCACGUCGUUAGUUUUAAAAGGUGUAUGUACUAGAAAGGAGGCAGUGAAAACCAAUUCUGCUUAAUUUAAACGGCGUGGCGGCACAGCGGGUUCGGCAGGGUCCCGCUCUCUGG